AUAGGAGCAAUUCGAGGCAGCACAGAAGUUUAGAGAACUUUCUCGGCUGCAAGUUCCAAUGUUUAUUAUAGGCUCUGCCCAGUAUUUGCAGCUUGCAGUCAGAGGAUCAAGACACUGUUCUUCUGCUCAGUGAUUCGGCAUAUUUCACUGAGGAUUUUAGCCAACUUUUAAUUCAUUUUGGCCCAUCCUUAAGACUCUGCAAAUAUCUGUUCUGCACCGAAGAUCCUUCUCCUGUAAAUCUUUCUUUUUGAUCAGAUUUUUACAAUUAAUACCUUUUUUUGGUUGGCACUUUCCAGAUUUGUUGACUCUGAAGACAUAAAAUGGCUGAUGGUCAAUUUCCCUUCACUUGUCAGUUCCCUGUCACCAGAACUAGAACCCGUGAUCCUUUCCGAGAUCCCUUCUUAGAUGAUGACUUUGGCAUUUCUCCAUUUCCCGAUGAUUUAACCAUGGACUGGCCAGAAUGGGCAAAACGCAGGAUUCCAGAACCUUGGCCUAGCACUAUGAGACAAGGCUCUGUGCGGACCUCUAACAUACCACCCCCUGUUUACAGUGCCAGAUACACGGGUCACCCAGAGCCUCGCAAUUCUGUGGCCCCUACCAGCCAGCCAUGGAAAGUGUGUGUUAAUGUGCAAACUUUCAAGCCGGAGGAGAUAACUGUCAAAACCAAAGAUGGAUUUGUAGAAGUUUCAGGUAACCAUGAGGAGCAACAGAAAGAGGGAGGGAUAGUCUCCAAGAAUUUCACCAAGAAAAUACAGUUGCCAUCUGAAGUUGAUCCCGUGACAGUAUUUGCCUCCCUUUCUCCAGAAGGUCUUCUCAUUAUUGAGGCACCAUUAGUUCCACCCUACAAUCACUAUGGAGAUGACAGCUACACCUACGAGCUUCCACUUGAUCAGCCGGAAGAGAUUUCUUCCUAAGCGAUGCCAAUAGAAAUCCUCCACUGGAGUAUCUCUUUAGGAUUCCAUACAAGGCUACAUUAAGUGUACAUUCAAUCGAUUGAUCUUGUAUAAUUAAUUUCUUACCAAGUCAUAUUUCAUCGAUUCUUUCUAGAGUUCCACUGUAGACUUUAGCUCACGUUAAAAUAAAAUAAAUAAAUCCAGGAACCUUAGUAACGUGCUCUUGAUAGGUUUUAGAAGUGGUGACUGCAGGGUGGCACCAAGUCCCUUACGUACUGUGUGGUGUAUAUUGUCUAACUUACUGAGCACAAGCUGAUAUUAUCUCUAGAUCACUUUACCCACAAACAGAAAAAAAUACUGCAGUGUUAAACAAACAAAACUGGCUGUUUUAGUAACGUUUGAAAAAUAAAACCUUUUUCAUAAUGGAAGUAAUUAUUUGCUGAUAUAUAUACAAUGUGACAUAUAAUUUUACCUUUUGAAGCUAUAGCUACCAGGUGUGCGCCACAAGAAGAAGAAAAAAAAAAAAAAGUUGAGCCCACCCCUGGCACUGAAAGGGUUAAUGUGCCUGCGUCUGACACCAAAACACGCAAAGCGAUGUGAUGAUGUUUCCCUUCCUGCGUCCUAAGAGUUGAUGCUUCUUUGGUGCUGCUGCACCUUAAAUGGACUAAAUGGGGUUUAUUCACUAAACAGCACACGGCAAUGAAUUGAAAACUGAAAAAGGUUAAAAUAGCAGAGCCUUGAUUAUAGCUGUGAAUUUUUCAAACACAGCUAUGUUGCCAACUCAGGUUUCAUUUCACCAUUUGCGGUUUAUUGAAUAGACCCCAAUACUGUUGAUGUAGUAAAUUGCUAUGCAAUCUUAUUGCCACUGAGUGCAAUUGCAAGAUUAUAUCAGCUUAAUCGCUCCAUUCCUAUCAGUCAAGUUUAGUGCAUAGAUAGAGCAUUAUAAAGCAUCAUUUUAUUUGUAUACACUCCCUCAUAAAUGACUAAUAGUAUUACACACUAGGGUGAAACAAAAAUGACAUUUGCAUAUUUAACACUUAGCGAAUAUUUGAGUCAAUGCAAUGACCAUUUAAAUCAGUACAAUCAUUCAUCAUCUGGUAUUGUGUAUAUAAUAAUAAUAAUAAUAAUAAUAUAACUUACUGGUAGACUGCAUUUUCAGAAGGAUACACUGCUAAAAAAGCAGGUUAAUAUGUUACCUUCCAUUUGGCUGUCAUUUGGAGCUAUGUAAAUGACUGUUUUAUUUAGACAUUGUGUUUAUAUUGUAAAUGAUAUCACAGAACAAAUGACAUGUCUCUGUUGCUGAAUCUUAUAGUUUAACAGAAAAACUUGUGUAUUACUUACUGAAGUAUAGUGGGCAUCUCAUAGCUACUAUAAAAAUGUAGUUGCAUUGUUGUUAAAAA
Molecule: messenger RNA, 2293 nt
Organism: Pelobates fuscus (common spadefoot toad)
Lineage: Eukaryota; Metazoa; Chordata; Amphibia; Anura; Pelobatidae
Gene: HSPB8
Product: heat shock protein family B (small) member 8
Exons: 3
Coding region: 321-914 (197 amino acids)
Biological process (GO): cellular response to unfolded protein
Cellular component (GO): cytoplasm; protein folding chaperone complex; nucleus
Molecular function (GO): protein homodimerization activity
Source: RefSeq, a predicted model, not a curated record